AUGACGUACGCCUUUCAAACUCCAGAAAAAUUAUGCUUCAUAUUAGAUUUAAUGAAUGGUGGUGAUCUACACUAUCAUCUUACACAGCAUAAUAUCUUCUCUGAAUCAGAAGUACGUUUUUAUGCAGCUGAAGUUAUCCUUGGUUUGGAGCAUAUGCAUAAUAGAUUUGUUGUAUAUCGAGAUUUAAAGCCAGCUAACAUACUUUUGGAUGAAUACGGCCAUGUUCGAAUUAGUGACUUGGGAUUAGCAUGUGAUUUUUCGCGUCGUAAACCUCAUGCUAGUGUUGGCACACACGGUUACAUGGCUCCUGAAGUAUUACAGAAAGGCUGCCCGUAUGACUCUUCUGCUGAUUGGUUUUCACUCGGUUGUAUGCUUUAUAAACUGUUAAGAGGUCACAGUCCAUUCAGACAUCAUAAAACAAAGGAUAAACACGAAAUUGACAGAAUGACUAUGACCAUGAGCCUUGAUAUUCCUGAUGGUAUGUCUUGUGAAAUGCGAUCACUUCUAGAAGGUUUACUGGCACGUGACGUAUGCAACCGUUUGGGAUGUAUGGGGCGUGGAUCUUUGGAAGUUCGUGAACAUCCCUUCUUUAAAGGAAUAGAUUGGCAACAAGUGUAUUUACAAAAGUAUCCACCACCGUUAAUUCCACCUAGAGGUGAAGUAAACGCUGCAGAUGCUUUCGACAUUGGCUCAUUUGAUGAAGAGGAUACCAAAGGCAUAAAGCUUACUGAGGCUGAUCAAGCAUUGUAUCAAAACUUCUCACUUGUUGUGUCUGAACGUUGGCAAUUGGAAAUAGCUGAAACAGUAUUUGAUUUUGUAAAUCAAGAAGCAGACAAAAUUGAUGCUAAAAGAGCUCGUGCUCGACAACGUUCUACACAGACAGUUGAUGUUCCAAGCAGUGGAGUUACUUCGAGUACUGGAAACUUGUCGAACUCUGGGAGUGGUGGAGUUUCAAACACUGGGUCAGGAGGAAAUUUACUAUCUGAUAGUCUUACUGUUGAUGGUGUCGCGUCAGAUUGUAUUGUUGAAGGUGAAGUCUUAAAAUUGGGUGGACCAUUUUUACAAACAUGGCAGCGGAAACACUUGAGAUUAUUUCCAAAUCGUCUUGAACUGUACAACAAGUCCAGAGAUGGUUUAAUUCUUAAAAAAGGUGUUGAUCUUAUUUCAAUGCUUGAUAUUAAAGAAAUCUCUCCUGAAUUUUCACGUGUAUGUAAAAUGGAUAAUUGUAUUUCAAUCAAACUGAAAAAUGAUACACGAUUGUAUAUAACUUCAAACGACAAAAUAUUGAUUACACAAUGGAAAGAAGAAAUAUUAGAAGGUUAUCGAAUCUCAUGUGAACUAAUGGCACAUAUGAACAAGAAAGCGCAUAAAAUGUAUGGAGUUGUUGAUCCUGUAUCAAAUGCAGACAGUCAUCCGUCUGGUUGUAUAACUACUGUUACACCCGCACACACAUCAACUGUCGGCAUUGGUGGUAGUAAUGUACAGCCUCCUCAUGCUGCUAGUCGUUUCCCACAGAAAUCACAUUCACCCCCACAAGGUUCAUCCCAGCCUCGUCCUCGUUUAAGCCAUCAAGCAUCUAUGCCUUCUUAUCCAUCUGCAAAUCAUAAAGGCCAAGGUGCAUCGUUUGACUCUAUCACAGGUCCUAAGUCAGGUGGUGAUCAAACAGGCGGUGAUACAGAUGGAAAUCAAGAUAUGAAUGCACAGGAUGGGGGAGGUGGUGUUGUUAGUGAUAACAGUAACAAAUGUAAUUGA
Molecule: messenger RNA, 1752 nt
Organism: Trichobilharzia regenti
Lineage: Eukaryota; Metazoa; Platyhelminthes; Trematoda; Strigeidida; Schistosomatidae
Source: the annotation of a GenBank genome assembly